GACUCGGUAUAGAAGACGCCCUUAGCAACAACAUACAGCAGCGUCGUACAGAAGACGGAUUAAACCUCUGUGCCGCUCAGACGGCGUCUGACGGCUGUUUAACUUUGUACUCCGUCCCUGUGUUUUUAGAAAAUGAUGGGCGACAUGAGUACAGUUAACGAGCUAGCCUGCUUUGGCUAGCCGUCCAAGAAGACGAGUGGAAUAGCCUCGAGCUGCCCAGGAGGACUCCGUCUCGGGGCUUCACCGAGCUGUUUGCUAACUACAAAUCCAGCUAGACACGGGAAUGGUGCUCUGUGUCGAUACGCUGCACCGUCAGAGAGAGGCGAGGGGCACACGGGUCAGACCGCCAAGCUGUAAUUUUUGGACUCAAACUAUUUUUAGGAGCGGCUGUCUGACGGACGAGUGUUUUUGUGACAGUGCGAGCUAGCUGACUAGCUAGCUGCAGGAAACGACCCCCACCUCCUGCUCAGGUUUUUCCCAGCUGCAGCCACUGCUAAUGUUAGCCAGUGUGUGAGCGCAGACCGGUGAAAGAAAAGAGGGGGGAAAAGGAGAAAUUACAUUAACAUUCAAGAAGAAAGCAAGAACCCCACGAGGAGAAAAUUCGAACUGAACUGGCUCACAGGAGACCUCAGCUCUAGAGUACUUGGACUGUAUUUACCAGCGAAGACUGCCAAGUUACCCAUGCUGUUAGCCAAGUUGGCAGCGUGACUCGUUUUUCCACUUUUUUUAAUUCCUAAAAAUAUAUAUUUUUGUCUUCGGAUGCUGGCGUCACAUAAUAAACACAAUCAUGAUGAUAAUAAGCAGGAAACCAGAGGGCCCAAUAGCAACAGCACGCCAUGGUGAUGGUCUAUAUGACUCUUACAUGAGGACAGACCACAUCAUUAAAGAUGAAGCAGAUACAAACAGUCCAUCUGGUCUACCUCCCAUGCCUAAACACACAAUUGUCAGUAACAAGGCUGUAAUGAGGGAACACGUAACUGUACGAGGUAGCCAGCUCAAAGUCAAAUACCUGUAUGAAGACGCCACAAGCAAUCGAAAGAUUAAUGCUUUAACCACAGCAACCACCCACAACAGCGGGACCACUGGUCAGACCCCCAGUAAACCUGCCUCAGCUUCCAGUCUGUCCAAGGAGCACAGUGGAGACAGCACUGAAUCCAGCAAAGGCUCCAGUGAAUCCUCUGGCCCACAUGGCAUUGGAAAUGGUGUAAAUAGUGGAGGCAGCGGUAAGCUGUGUGGCCCUCUCACUCCUGACCAGGCUCUGAGGCUGUACCGUUCUCAACUGACCACUCUGGAGCAGGCUGAAGUCUUCUCUUACCCAGACAUUUACUUUGUGGGACCCAAUGCCAAGAAGAGGCCUGCUGUUGCCGGAGGCAACAACAAUUGUGGUUACGAUGAUGAGCAAGGUGGAUACAUUCACGUUCCCCAUGACCACCUGGCAUAUCGCUACGAGUUUCUUAAGAUUAUUGGAAAAGGUAGCUUUGGUCAGGUGGCCAAGGUGUAUGACCACAAACUACAGCAGCACCUUGCACUAAAAAUGGUGCGUAAUGAGAAACGUUUCCAUCGGCAGGCACAGGAGGAGAUCCGUAUCUUGGAGCACUUGCGCAAGCAGGAUCGCAAUGGCGCCAUGAAUGUUGUGCACAUGCUUGAAAACUUCACCUUCCGCAACCACAUCUGUAUGACCUUUGAGCUGUUAAGCAUGAACCUGUAUGAGCUUAUCAAGCGCAACAAAUUCCAGGGCUUUAGCCUGCCACUGGUUAGGAAGUUUGCCCACUCCAUCCUACAGUGCCUGGAAGCCCUGAGCCGGCACAGAAUCAUCCACUGUGACCUCAAGCCAGAGAACAUCCUGCUCAAACAGCAGGGACGCAGCGGCAUCAAGGUUAUUGACUUUGGCUCCAGCUGUUUUGAGCACCAGCGUGUGUACACCUACAUUCAGUCUCGUUUUUACCGAGCUCCAGAGGUGAUUCUUGGCUCACGUUACGGCCUUCCAAUAGAUAUGUGGAGCUUUGGCUGCAUACUGGCUGAGUUGCUGACAGGCUACCCACUGUUUCCUGGGGAGGACGAGGGUGACCAGCUGGCCUGUGUCAUGGAGCUGCUGGGCAUGCCUCCACAGAAGGUUCUGGAACAGGCCAAACGGGCAAAGAACUUUAUAAACUCCAAGGGCCACCCUCGCUACUGUGGAGCCAACACCCUGCCCACAGGGGCCACUGUGCUGACGGGGUCUCGGUCUCGUCGUGGCAAAAUGAGAGGCCCUCCAGCUAGUAAAGAAUGGAGCGCUGCCCUCAAGGGCUGUGAGGACCCUGCUUUUACUGACUUCAUAAAAAAGUGUUUGGACUGGGAUCCUUCGUCUCGCCUCACCCCCAGUCAGGCGCUCAGGCACCCUUGGCUUUACCGCCGUCUACCAAAGCCCAUACCUGGGAGUGAGAAGAGCCAAGGAGCCACUGUGAAACGGCUCCCUGAGCAUCACAGCACCUCCUUCCCUUCUAUCCUCUCCAAAGGGGGCCCUGGCAUAGGAACCACAACUGCCAGCAACAAACUGAGGAGCAACAUGUUGGGGGAUUCAGGGGAGGCCAUACCUCUUCGCACAGUCCUACCAAAACUUGUCUCAUAGAGAGAGAUGGCCGCUAAUCUCUUCUCUCCCUCCACUCCAUGCUUCUCUGCACUCCCCUGGAGGGGUCAGAGCACAGGCAGAAGUGGAAUAUAGCUUUUAAAACAUGUUUUAUUGUUGUUUUCUACUGAAAGGUGUCAUCACCCCAGUCUCUGGUUUUAAUAAUUAGCUGAAGAGAGGGAGAGUUUUUAUACUAAGAUUGUUCCUUGAGUGGCUGUGCAAUUUCAUUGGACAGCCGUUAAUGAAGUUUGACUAGAUCUUGUUUUUUUAACUGCUUUCAUGAGCGAACCGCUUCAGACACAAGCAAACGUUUUACCUUGCAUGUGUUGAACACGAGUGCUGUGUUUUAGUUCGACACACUCCAGCACACCUGCGUUGUCACUUGCCUCACUUCACUCUCAGCGCUCAUAGGUCACGACCCUCCUUUCAAAGCGAAACUUGAAAAGGGCUACACAGAUUACCUCGUAAUCAGGUUAGCAUUUGCAAACAAAGACUUUCAACCGCUGUGAUGUCCUAGUAGACGGCACACACAGUCACAUUUUCUUGCUUAUGCAACACACACGCCUUUACAAAGGUGACGAGGGAAUACCGUUGUUUUGUUAGAUUGAUUAGGAUAGCCGUUUUGUAGCAAUAACUCUUUACUGACCCCUUGGUGCUUGCAUGGCUUCUUGGUAUGUGACGUUAGCAUGUGUGAUCUUUAGCUUUGAGGUGCUACUGUGGGAGACAGGAAAAGACAGCCUGUUACUGCCCCCUCCCUCCCCGUGUUAGUGAAACAAAGGCCAUGGAGACCGCAGGACCACUGUCACAAAAGUGUAGCACUGAACUUUAACUGGCUUGUGUGAGACCACUUAGUGAGGCUGAAACACAAACACGUGGAGAGUGAGAGAGAGAGAGGGAGCACUGCAGGUUACUGCAAAUAAAAAAACAAAACAACAAAACUUGUGAUAACCAAGUAAGUUGGCUUUGGAAAGGGAACAUUUGGAUGUAUGUCACCUUCCCAUAAUCCCAGUUGGCUGCUGGGACUCCUAACGUGAGCACAGAGUGAGGAAGGUUUAUAGGGUAAUGUGAAGGGCAUCGUGUUUAAUAUGAGCCAAUAUUUUUUAUUAUUGUUAUUACUUUCCUCCUGUGGUAGGUGAUGGUGUUGACAGGCCAGUGAGAGAGGUUAGUUUUUAUGGUACUGAAGAUAGAAGUGUUUCUCAGGGAGAUAUACUUUAAUACAUCCCUUAUAUUGGCUCAGCUCUGUUCGCAAUCCCCAAGCUCCCCACCCCCCCCCAACGAACAUGCAUGUGGUUCUGCCCACCAAGAGCAUGUCUGUGGGGGGGGGGGGGGGGGGGGGGGGGGGGGGGGGUCAGCAUGCUCCACAAUCUGACCUAGAUUCUCUCUCCUCCCCCCUCACCUUGUUUUCUCACGGUGUCAUAUCGGGCAAAAACAUCUUAAACUCACACUUUGUGAACUAUGGUGCUGUACACACACAGAGACACACACACACACAAACACGUCAGGUUCUCAGUGUACGGACCACACCUUUGAGAGUUCUAUCUCCUGUACCGCGUUCUCCAACUGACUCUGUCAGGGAUUUCUACUCUCUCGUUGUUUUUUUUUAAUAGAAGUGAUUUCUGUUGCUCUUCACAUCAUAACAUCGAGAAAUGUGAAAUGGCAAAAGAGCAAGUUGUAUUCUGUCAUGUUGUACUAGUGUUGUGUGUUAGUAGGAGGGUGUUUGGUGUUCAGCAUGAAAUCACAACCUGUUAAACAGACUGAGUGGCUGCGAGAAGAGAAACUGUACAGUAACCAAAAGAAGUGAUGAUAGUUUCUUUUUCUAAAGAAAAAUAAAACAUUACCAACUGAA
Thalassophryne amazonica is the source of this 4451-nucleotide messenger RNA. It is a transcript of the gene dyrk3, whose product is annotated as dual specificity tyrosine phosphorylation regulated kinase 3. The record is from RefSeq and is a predicted model, not a curated record. The transcript has 6 exons. Gene Ontology annotation, biological process: peptidyl-serine phosphorylation; peptidyl-threonine phosphorylation; positive regulation of cell cycle G2/M phase transition. Lineage: Eukaryota; Metazoa; Chordata; Actinopteri; Batrachoidiformes; Batrachoididae. Gene Ontology annotation, molecular function: protein serine/threonine kinase activity; protein serine/threonine/tyrosine kinase activity; ATP binding. Gene Ontology annotation, cellular component: nucleus. The coding region runs from base 788 to 2608 and encodes 606 amino acids.